Betta splendens (Siamese fighting fish) is the source of this 3581-nucleotide messenger RNA. RefSeq names its product lymphocyte cytosolic protein 1 (L-plastin) (gene lcp1). Lineage: Eukaryota; Metazoa; Chordata; Actinopteri; Anabantiformes; Osphronemidae. Gene Ontology annotation, biological process: actin filament network formation; actin filament bundle assembly. The coding region runs from base 1243 to 3105 and encodes 620 amino acids. The record is from RefSeq and is a predicted model, not a curated record. Gene Ontology annotation, cellular component: actin filament bundle; cytoplasm; actin filament. The transcript is spliced from 18 exons. Gene Ontology annotation, molecular function: actin filament binding; calcium ion binding.
UAUAUUGGUGCGCUCUUGCUCCUUUGUGUGUUUGCGGUAAAUGUUCUGUGCGUUUAGUAGAGACAUUGCGGUAGGUUCUCUUGAAAUGCACCUGUAUUGUGUAGGUGCUGUUUAUAUGACUUGCUUGUGCGUCGACGGAGCAGGAUUCUUCUUUUACAUAAAUAAGCGGCCAAGUUCGUGACCAAAGACUUUACCAAUACGUUUAUUCUUUUCACAAAGACCUCGCAGGAGUUGCUGCGCUCAACAAUAUCAGAAAUCCAGAGUUAACGAAGUAAAAGUACACGAGUUAAAUGUGCUUCAAAGUGUCAAGAUAAGACAACAGGAAACUCCAGAUAUUACAAUAUUUAUCUUAAAACCACAAAUGCAACUCUGGGCAUGUAUCUGUCAAAGUACACUCAAGUUUUAUUUAUUUUUUUAUAUAUUAAUAUCUGACUGGAUAAGAUACAUAAAAACCAAGAACAUAAGUACAGUAUAAAAGGGCAGUGCACAGAACGGAGCCACAAUGAAAGAGAAACCAUCAUCUGAGACGCGGUGGAGGAUAGAGAGGUUGCAGAGUGGACACACUGGUUCCGUGGCUGCUGCUCACUGGGAACCAUCAGCAGAAGAGCUGUUGCCUGUGAGCUGGACUCAGGUUGUAGUCAAAAAUCAGUCGGAUUACUCAGAUGAACGUCUCACUGUGGAGGUUAUUCACUUUUCAGUUUCAUUUGGACUGUGUAAGUUCACGUGGUCAGAGUGAAGCUGCCUGGUUCCAGGUCCUCAGGUCCUCAGGGUCACAUGCGAAGCAGUCCGGACCGGGUCCAAUAGGUGCGAUGGCCCCAUGGCUCUGCUUGGAGGGAUGAACACCCCUGAUGUGAAACCCUGCUCCUCAGCGGUGCCUGUGGAGGCCGUCUCCUCCUGUUCACUCCCAUUUGUCCCUGUUUGAAGUGAUGCUGAACAGAAGACACAAGCGCAGCUGUCUGACAGGACGACAAAGUGAUGCUGCUCCAGUUUAGGGCCACCACUGUUCACUCCCUUUGCGUCGACGUCCUUUGCUUUGGAUCCGUACGCGUGUCUGGUUCACAGCUGUACCAGAACGUCUGUCUCCAGAGUCUCAACCCCAGCACUUCAUCCUGCUGAAGAUUUGAAUAUGUGCGUUGCGUUGUGGCCCUGCGCUCAGUGUGACGCCCGUCGAGCUGUGAGCAGCAGCAUAGAGACGACGAUACUCCUCCAGGCCCAGACUUCACCUCACCUCAGUUUCAGGUCAUGGCUGCCACUGCUUCCAUCUCCACGGAGGAACUGGAGGAGCUUAGAGAAGCUUUUAACAAGAUUGAUGUGGACAACAAUGGAUUCAUCAGCAAAGAGGAACUCAACGAGCUCUUCCGAGCCGCAAACCUGGCUCUGCCCGGGUACAAGAUCCGAGAGAUGGUCCAGGAGUUCACCAGGAGCAGCGACCAGCUCACCUUCGACGAGUUUACUCAGAUCGCUCACAGCCUGAAGAGCACAGAGGUUGCCAAGACUUUCAGAAAGGCCAUCAACAAGAAGGAGGGAAUCUGUAGCGUGGCAGGAACCUCGGAGCAGUCGGGGACCCAGCACUCGUACGCAGAGGAGGAGAAGGUGGCCUUCGUCAACUGGAUCAACAAGGCUCUGGAGAAGGACGCAGACUGUAAACACCUGCUGCCCAUGGAUCCCGACACGGACGCCCUGUUCUCCGCUAUGGGAGAUGGAAUCAUUCUGUGCAAGAUGAUCAACCUGUCUGUGCCCGACACCAUCGAUGAGAGAACCAUCAACAAGAAGAAGCUCACACCCUUCACCAUCCAGGAGAACCUGAACCUGUCUUUGAACUCGGCCUCGGCCAUCGGCUGCCACGUUGUGAACAUCGGCGCCGAGGACCUGAAGGAGGGCCGGCAGCACUUGGUCCUGGGUUUGCUGUGGCAGGUCAUCAAGAUUGGACUGUUUGCCGACAUCGAGCUCAGCAGGAACGAAGCUCUGAUCGCUCUGCUGCGCGACGGCGAGAGUCUAGAGGACCUGAUGAAACUCUCCCCUGAGGAGCUGCUGCUGCGUUGGGCCAACUAUCACCUGGAGCAGGCUGGAUGUAGCAGGAUCAACAACUUCAGCUCCGACAUCAAGGACUCGAAGGCCUACUACAACCUCCUGGAGCAGGUUGCACCCAAAGGCGAGGAGGAGGGAAUCCCCCCGAUUGCAAUCGACAUGUCUGGGAUUAGGGAGAAGGACGACCUGAAGCGAGCCGAGUGCAUGCUGGAGCAGGCCGAGCGGCUCGGCUGCCGGCAGUUCGUCAUGCCAGCAGACGUCGUCCGGGGAAAUCCCAAACUCAACUUGGCUUUUGUAGCCAAUCUCUUUAACAAGUAUCCGGCUCUGAAGAAACCAGAGAACCAGGACAUCGACUGGAGCUCUAUCGAAGGUGAAACCAGGGAGGAGCGCACCUUCAGGAACUGGAUGAACUCGUUGGGGGUCAACCCUCGUGUCAACCACCUCUACGGAGACCUUGAUGACGCCAUCGUGAUCUUUCAGUUGUACGAGAAGAUCAAAGUACCUGUGGACUGGGAUCGAGUCAACAAGCCUCCCUACCCGAAACUGGGCAGCAACAUGAAGAAGCUGGAGAACUGUAACUAUGCAGUGGAGCUGGGAAAGAAGCAGGCCAAGUUCUCUCUGGUCGGCAUUGCGGGUCAGGACCUGAACGAAGGGAACAGAACCCUCACCCUCGCUCUGCUCUGGCAGCUCAUGCGGAGAUACACCCUGAACAUCCUUGAGGAAUUGGGCGAUGGGCAGAAAGUGACUGACGACACCAUCGUGGCCUGGGUCAACAACUUGCUCACACAGGCCGGAAAACCCACCAUCUCCAGCUUCAAGGACAGCUCCAUUAGCAGCAGCAUGCCAGUUCUAGACCUGAUCGAUGCCAUUCAGCCCGGAUCCAUCAGAUAUGACCUGCUAAAGACAGAGGACCUGACUGAGGAGGAAAAACUCAACAACGCAAAAUACGCCAUCUCCAUGGCGAGAAAGAUUGGCGCCAGAGUUUACGCGCUGCCCGAGGACCUGGUGGAGGUCAAACCCAAGAUGGUGAUGACGGUGUUCGCCUGCCUCAUGGCGCGCGGCAUGAAGAGAGCAUGAAGAGCCCAGCGUGCCGGAUGGAGCCGCAAUCUGUGAACAGACUGAAAUCCAAGGCAGACAUUAGCUACAACCUGGAUUUUGAUUUUACAGAUGUUGUUCAUCCACAGCCACAGAACAAAACUGAAACUGGUUAAAGUUACAUUUUCAUUCUGUUUGGCACAAUAAAACUUUUUUUUCAAUAAAUAAGCCACUCAACUUUUUUCUCUUUAGACUAUCAUAAUAAAAGGGACCAGUAAAAUGAAGAUGAUGAUUAGUUAGUUUUAGCGCUGAGUUGCCUGUGACCAAUGUUUCAGAGCUCUUGAUGCCGAUGUUAUUUGGGUUGCUGCACAGUUAACUUUGCUGCAGGUUGUUUGGGCCACUGGACAGUAAACAGUUCUGACUCCUCUUUAGUGCACUACUGUUGUUUUUCAAUUUCAUCCCUUUUAUGUUGUAGCUUUACAACAGAGCAACAAAUAAACUGAUUUGUAUUAAAACCA